AGGGAGCCGGAGAUAGUGCGGCUACGGUUACUUUUCCUGCGGUCCUGCCGAGGAAGCUUCCGCCCUUGCGCUCCCUUCUUUUCCGGCCGAGAGCCCCAACCUGGAAAGCACCUUCCCCUUCAAGAAGCAGCUUAUGUCUUCUAGAAGCCUUGCCUGCCUCUUCUUGUAGAAACAGUUUGGGAUGUGGUAAUGCCAACCAGACUUCUCAGAGCCCUGGCCGGAUCUCACCGUGUAUUGUCAAAAGCCCAGCAGGGCCUGAAACUUGUUCAUGUACCAUUGGGACCACUUAAGGAAUUUGAACAUGUGAAGUGCAGCACACAGACAGUGCAUCAAACCUGGGAUUUGUUCUUUCCUGAUACUGCAGCUGGGGGUUUGAUCCUGGCAACGAACCAGAAAAUAUCAAAUCCAAGCAUAUUGUCUCCGUUAAGUGCUACACGUGGCCAGGAUGAAAAAUCUCACCCUCCCACCAUGAAGUCAUUUGGUGCUCCGAGGAAAGUGACCCACAAACCGAAUGUAUUGGGUCCUAAAUGGUUCAUAAAAAUACUAAAGAGGCAUUAUUCAUCUAUAUCAACGGAAACGUUUGUUCCAAAACAGGACUUUCCGCAGCUCCUGAGACCACUAAAACCGUCCAGGACCAGGCAGCCGUCCAGGACCAACCUUCCGGUUCUGUCUGUGAAUGAGGACCUGAUGCAGUGCACAGCAUUCGCCACGGCAGAUGAGUAUCACCUGGGAAAUCUGUCUCAGGAUCUGGCCUCCCAUGGAUACGUGGAAGUAACAAGCUUGCCUAGAGAUGCAGCAAAUAUUUUGGUGAUGGGUGUGGGAAAUUCUGCAAAAGAAGGCGAUCCUGGAACAGUAUUCUUCUUCAGGGAAGGAGCUGCUGUGUUUUGGAAUGUGAAAGACAAAACUGUGAAGCAUGUGAUGCAAGUUCUCGAAAAACAUGAAAUUCAGCCCUAUGAAAUUGCAUUGGUACACUGGGAAAAUGAGGAGCUUAACUACAUAAAAACAGAGGGGCAGUCAAAACUUCACAGAGGGGAAAUCAAGUUAAAUUCAGAGUUGGAUUUAGAUGAUGCCAUUCUAGAGAAAUUUGCUUUCUCCAAUGCUCUCUGCCUUUCAGUGAAACUGGCUAUUUGGGAAGCAUCACUGGAUAAAUUUGUUGAAUCUAUUCAGUCAAUCCCAGAGGCAUUAAAAGCUGGGAAGAAAGUGAAACUAUCUCAUGAAGAAGUCAUGAAGAAAAUGGGUGAACUCUUUGCCCUAAGGCACCGUAUAAACCUGAGUUCAGAUUUCUUGAUUACUCCUGAUUUCUACUGGGACAGAGAAAACCUGGAAGAGCUUUAUGAUAAAACGUGUCAGUUCCUUAGCAUUACCCGGCGAGUUAAGGUCAUGAAUGAAAAACUUCAGCACUGCAUGGAACUAACAGAUCUAAUGCGGAAUCAUCUGAAUGAGAAGAGGGCACUCCGCUUGGAGUGGAUGAUUGUCAUUCUCAUCACUAUCGAGGUAAUGUUUGAGCUGGGACGAGUAUUUUUCUGAUCAAGUGAUAAACAAAGCGUCAUUGCAAGAGAUGUUCGAGUUCUGCAAUCAGAAAUACACAUUCACUAUUGGGUGACCUCUUAAUAGGUAUUUAAUUUUUUUGAAUCAAGAAACUAUUACAGUCUUUUUCAACUCCAAGUAUACUGUUGCUUGAAUAAAAAUGAUAAAGAGGGA
This is a messenger RNA of Otolemur garnettii (small-eared galago), 1701 nucleotides long. RefSeq names its product required for meiotic nuclear division 1 homolog (gene RMND1). The record is from RefSeq and is a predicted model, not a curated record. The coding region runs from base 190 to 1527 and encodes 445 amino acids. The transcript is spliced from 13 exons. Gene Ontology annotation, biological process: positive regulation of mitochondrial translation. Lineage: Eukaryota; Metazoa; Chordata; Mammalia; Primates; Galagidae.